GCGCUUCCGGUCACCCCCGCAACGGCCCGGGCGCCUGGGUCCCCCCCGAACUCCUGGGUCCCCCCGAACUCCUGGGUCCCCCCGAACUCCUGGGUCCUCUGGGGCACUCCUGGGUCCCCCGGACGCCUGGGUCCCUGCAGGAUGACGUUGUUUCACUUCGGGAAUUGUUUCGCUUUGGCCUAUUUCCCCUAUUUUAUCACCUAUAAGUGCAGCGGCCUGUCAGAGUACAGCGCCUUCUGGCGCUGCGUCCAGGCCGGAGCCACCUAUGUACUGGUGCAACUGGGAAAGAUGCUGGUCCUGGCCACGUUCUUCCCCACCUGGGAGGGGCCGUCGGGGGGAUUUGACCUGCUGGGGGAGUUCCUGCGGGCGUCGCUGGACGUGCUGGACCUGCUGGGCCUGCAGGUGGCGCUGUGGCGCGGCGCGGGCCGGGGGGAGCUGCGCAUCCUGGUGGCCGCUCUAGGCUGGGCCGGCGCCGAACUCGUCUCCUCCCGGUGCGUCCCGCUCUGGGUGGGCGCCCGGGGGGUCGAGUUCGACUGGCGGCACCUGCAGAUGGGGCUGGACUCCAACAUCAGCCUGGUCCGACACAUAGCGGCCGCCGCGCUGCUCUGGGCCGGGGGCCGCCCGGAGCUGCCGCCCGCGCUGCGCCUGCCGCUCGCCGCCAUGUUGGGCGCCGCCGCCUACGAGGGCUUCCUCAUCGGGUGGGCGGGGCAAGCGCUGGGACUCGGCCCCUGGGGGGCGCUGGGGCUGCGGGCGCUGGGGGCGGCCGCGCUGGGGCUGGGGGCGCUGCGGGUGCUGGUGCCGCUGCUGCCCCCCCCGAAACAAUAAACAGUGAGGGACCCAGGAGUUCCGAGGGACCCAGGA
Molecule: messenger RNA, 861 nt
Organism: Columba livia (rock pigeon)
Lineage: Eukaryota; Metazoa; Chordata; Aves; Columbiformes; Columbidae
Gene: TMEM147
Product: transmembrane protein 147
Exons: 7
Coding region: 142-825 (227 amino acids)
Source: RefSeq, a predicted model, not a curated record